Messenger RNA from Truncatella angustata, 2317 nucleotides. RefSeq names its product general substrate transporter. The coding region runs from base 390 to 2069 and encodes 559 amino acids. Gene Ontology annotation, cellular component: membrane. The transcript has 4 exons. Gene Ontology annotation, biological process: transmembrane transport; carbohydrate transport. The record is from RefSeq and is a predicted model, not a curated record. Gene Ontology annotation, molecular function: carbohydrate:proton symporter activity. NCBI's taxonomy places the organism in Eukaryota, Fungi, Ascomycota, Sordariomycetes, Amphisphaeriales, Sporocadaceae.
CAUCAGUCGAUGAUCAGCAUUACGCUUCCCCAAGGGUUAUUCAAGACAAGGCCUAAACGCCCCAGAACUCUCCCGCCAGCCAACCGGAAGCCACAGCAUUCAGGCGGCUCUAUUUUUCAACGGUCAAGCUGCAAGAAUGGCAAAACGAAAUGACUCGGAAACAAGGAUUCCAGUCUAGGGGUCGGUCAUAUUGCCGAAGAAUAAUGGCGGUAGUGAUACGGCGAAUGCUCCGAUGAGCUCGGCCCAUGACGGGUGGUGUGAUCAGCAACAAGUUUGCAGACUUUGAGCGAGACUAUAAGACCUAGGAAAAGCCCCUCCCACUGAAUACUUUCGUACUGGGCUUUCACUCCAGGUCUGAUAGAAGUUUGUGGUAUGAAUAUAUCUGCAACAUGGAACGACUUCCAGGUUUCAACGUAGCCAAUGUGCUAGAGAAGCGAUCGUUGUUGAUCGCAAUCAACUGCGUUGCAGCACUCUCCAUUUUCUUUUUCGGCUAUGACCAAGGCAUGAUGGGCGGUGUCAAUAACGCCAAAAACUAUAUCGACUUGAUGGGUUUCGGCUACGUCGACCCUGUUACGGAGGAGCCCAUUGUCACGAACAGUCUUCUGCAAGGCGGCAUCGUUUCCGUCUAUUAUCUAGGAACGCUAUUCGGCUGUUUGCUGGGAGGGUGGGUCGGCGACAAGGUUGGUAGAAUAAAAACGAUUGCCAUUGGGACAGUUUGGGCUAUAAUCGGGGCGUGCCUCCAGUGCUCAGCAAUGAACCAUAACUGGAUGAUUUGCGCUCGAGCUAUAAAUGGUAUCGGUACUGGUAUUCUCAACGCCAUUGUGCCUGUAUGGGCUACCGAAACUGCUGAGCACACUUCCCGCGGACAGUUUAUUGCUAUCGAGUUUACGCUAAACAUAUUUGGUGUUGUUGUAGCUUACUGGUUAGAGUUUGGGUUGUCAUACGUUGACAACGGCAAUAGUGCUAUUCGCUGGAGAUUUCCGAUUGCCUUUCAGAUCAUUCCUCUCUUGAUCCUCUUGGGUGUGGUAUGGUUCUUUCCCGAGUCACCGCGCUGGCUGGUGAAAGUUGGCCGCGACGAGGAGGCGAGAUACAUAUUGCAUCGUCUCCGAGGCUCUACCCACGAGGAUGCCAAGCGUGCAGAUCUCGAAUAUCAAGACAUUCGCAAUAUUGUUCAGCUGGAGUCGAAGGAGUCCUCGAAGAAUUCCUAUUACCAUAUGCUGUUUGGUAUCGGUUCUGGCGAGCUGCAUACUGGACGACGUGUGCAACUUGUGAUCUGGCUUCAGAUCAUUCAGGAAUGGGUAGGAAUUGCUGGCGUUACCAUCUACGCGCCAACCAUUUUUCGCAUUGCCGGCUUCGAUACAGUCAAGAGCCAAUGGAUCAGUGGGCUAAAUAAUAUUUUCUACAUGUUCGCGACACUCAUUUGCGUGUUUACCCUUGAUCGCAUUGGUCGCCGAUGGACGCUAUACUGGGGCGCGGUUGGACAAGGUAUUGCCAUGUUUUUAGCCGGAGGUUUCUCGCGCCUUGGGCAAGACGCGACCAGCGCCGGUGACCUCUCCAAGGCGAACUCAUAUGGUGCUGCUGCCGCGUCGUUUGUGUUCAUUUUUACCUCAAUCUUCGGCGCUACCUGGCUUACAGUACCAUGGCUAUAUCCUGCCGAGAUAUUUCCUCUUUUUGUUCGCGCCAAGGGCAACGCGUGGGGAGUGGUAGGUUGGAGUAUCGGUAACGGAUGGCUUACACUAUUAUGCCCGGUCAUGUUCAACGCCAUUGGAGAAAAAACUCUGUACAUUUUUGGCGCGUGCAAUUUUGUCGCCAUUCCUAUUGUCUGGGCCCUAUAUCCCGAGAGCAACCAGCGAACACUCGAGGAGAUGGACCUACUGUUUGCGGCGAAGACACCAUGGGUCUGGGAUGCCGAGAAGACCUUUGCGCGACUCAAGGCUGAACAACCCGAUCUGGUUCAUGCUGCGAAGAAAGGAGAAGGAGUCGUAGAUCAGGAGAGUGGCUUACAGACGCAUCAUAGACGCGGAGAUGUUUCUGUGCACGAAGAGAAUCUGCAUAAAGUGUCUUCUUAGACUUCGAGUAUAACGGCGAAAACGAGUAUAGUAAAAGGUUGCAAUUUAUCGAGGCAGACGCUGGAAAAUUGACCAUUCUUAGUGGCUUGAAAUGCGCAAUGCCGAAAACAACGGGCUCUUCCGAUCCCUUCAUUGGAUAUAUAUUUCUAUAACAGGGUUGAAGUUGCCUUCGUACCUUUUAAGCGGGGUACAAAUUAUCGCCGGUCGGCAGCGUUGCGCAAAGUUGCCGAGGUUCACCAAUUAGCGUC